This is a messenger RNA of Biomphalaria glabrata, 636 nucleotides long. RefSeq lists its product as uncharacterized. The record is from RefSeq and is a predicted model, not a curated record. NCBI's taxonomy places the organism in Eukaryota, Metazoa, Mollusca, Gastropoda, Planorbidae. Bases 1 to 636 code for a protein of 211 amino acids. The transcript has a single exon.
AUGCGUCUAUUGACUGACACCAUGCGUCUACUGACUGACACCAUACGUCUAUUGACUGACACCAUACGUCUAUUGACUGACACCAUGCGUCUACUGACUGACACCAUACAUCUAUUGACUGACACCAUGCGUCUAUUGACUGACACCAUGCGUCUACUGACUGACACCAUACGUCUAUUGACUGACACCAUGCGUCUACUGACUGACACCAUACAUCUAUUGACUGACACCAUACGUCUAUUGACUGACACCAUGCGUCUACUGACUGACACCAUGCGUCUACUGACUGACACCAUGCGUCUACUGACUGACACCAUACAUCUAUUGACUGACACCAUACGUCUAUUGACUGACACCAUACGUCUAUUGACUGACACCAUGCGUCUAUUGACUGACACCAUACAUCUAUUGACUGACACCAUGCGUCUACUGACUGACACCAUGCGUCUACUGACUGACACCAUGCGUCUAUUGACUGACACCAUGCGUCUAUUGACUGACACCAUGCGUCUACUGACUGACACCAUGCGUCUAUUGACUGACACCAUGCGUCUACUGAAUGACACUAUGCGUCUAUUGACUGACACCAUGCGUCUAUUGACUGACACUAUCCUAAUGUUACAUUACUUCCUGUGA